UCGGCUUCAAGCGUUUUGUAUUGUGUUUGUCAGUCAGCUAGACGAGUCUCCAUCGGAAUUUACGCUGCUUGCUCUGUUAUUUUAUCGAAAACACUAAAUAAUCUACUGGAUUUUAUUAGUGACAUUUUAUAUCCUACUUUGAAUAUCACAAUGAUAUCGGCGAGGGAACCAUGGACUGUUUCUCAGAGUGGAAUAUAGAGGGGGCUUUAAUUUCGUCGCCUUCGGUUCUUUCACCCCUGUUCUGAGAGAGCUUUGAACCCAGCCACAGGCUCGUGCUGGGUUGUUGUAUUUCAGGUAAAGGUAUAAGUGUUGCUAGCUUACAAAAUAUCGAACGGAUUUGAGGAUAAAUAUCCCCCCACCUAAACAAAAAUAAAUACAUAAAGGACAGACUUUUCUCAUUAGCCAAGUUCUUGGAAGGUUUAGCUUUUAUCGUCAGGUGUGACCAGUUAAAGUGACCACUAACUGACCAUCAGUUGGUCCUGAACAUGGAGGCUGUUAUCGAGAAGGAAUGCAGUGCGCUUGGGGGACUUUUCCAAAGUGUUAUCGGAGACAUGAAAACCAGUUAUCCCAUCUGGGAGGACUUCAUCAGUAAGGCUGGGAAACUGCAGUCCCAGCUCAGGGCAACCGUGGUGGCAGCUGCAGCCUUUCUUGAUGCCUUCCAGAAAGUGGCUGACCUGGCAACCAGCUCACGAGGUGGCACCCGGGACAUCGGCUCAGCCCUGACCAGGAUGUGUAUGAGGCACCGGAGCAUCGAGGCCAAGCUCAAACAGUUCUCCAUGGCAUUCCUGGACUGCCUGAUCAACCCACUGCAGGAGCAGAUGGAGGAGUGGAAGAGAGGGGCCAACACUCUGGACAAGGACCAUGCUAAAGAGUACAAGAGAGCUCGCCAGGAGAUCAAGAAGAAGUCUUCAGACACCCUGAAGCUGCAGAAGAAAGCUAAGAAAGGUCGAGGAGACAUCCAGCCCCAGCUGGACAGCGCCAUGCAGGACGUGAGUGAGAAGUACCUGCUGCUGGAGGAGACAGAGCAGCAGGCGGUGAGGAGAGCUCUGAUAGAGGAGAGGAGCCGCUUCUGCUGCUUCGUGUCCAUGCUCAGACCCGUGGUGGACGAGGAGAUCUCCAUGCUGGGUGAGGUCACCCACCUCCAGACCAUCUCUGAUGACCUCAAAGCCCUGACCUCCGACCCCCACAAGCUGCCUCCUGCCAGCGAACAGGUCAUUCUGGAUCUGAAAGGUUCAGACUACAGCUGGUCCUACCAGACUCCUCCCUCCUCUCCGAGCAACACCGUGUCCCGGAAGUCCAGCAUGUGCAGCAGUCUGAACAGCGUGAACAGUAGUGACUCCCGCUCCAGCGGCUCACACUCUCACUCUCCCUCCUCCCACUAUCGCUACCGCAGCUCCACGCUGCCCCUGCAGGCCCCGGCAGGGCGCCUCUCCAGCAUCUCCUCCCACGACUCGGGCUUCAUCUCCCAGGACGCCUACCACUCCAAGUCCCCCUCACCCAUGCCCAUGGAGCCCCUGGCACAGCCUUGCCCCAGCUCUGGCUCCUCCGAGGCCUCUGAGACCAGCCAAUCAGACUGCAGCUCCCCCACCUCCCUUGGCUCCGCCUCCAACGCAGGCGCUGCUCCCGCCUCUGCUGAGAAGUUCUCUAAUGGCUUCGACCACUACGGGCACUCUGAGCCAGCCUACUUGGUGGGCGGGACCUCGUCGGCAGGGGCCUACCCCUUCUACCCCACCCCUUCCCCCUCCUCCUCCAUCACCACCACCUCCACUUCCUGUUCCCAGCGCUCGUGGUCACGGCCUUGCUCUGCCCUUGUCCCUGACUCCUCCCACUAUUGCACCCUGGGACCCAGCCUGGUCCCCUCCUCCCGUGUGCCCAGCUGGAAGGACUGGGCCAAGCCCGGGCCCUACGACCAGCCCAUGGUGAACACGCUGAGGAGGAAGAAAGACAAGGAGCCUGUAGACUACAGCCCCCACUCAGCGCCAGGCCCCGCCCCCACCGGCCUGCCCCCCCCAGCCCUGGAGGAAGACCCCCAGAGAGCCAGGAGCAUGGCUGCCCCACCCAAGGUGGGGGAUGUGGAGGCCCAUGAGCAGCUGGCCCUAGCCCUGUCCAGGGGGCUGCAGCUGGACACCCAGCGGUCCAGCAGAGACUCUCUACAGUGCUCAAGUGGAUACAGCACCCAGAGCACCACCCCAUGCUGCUCUGAGGACACCAUACCUUCCCAGGUGUCGGACUACGACUACUUCUCCAUGGCGGGGGACCAGGAGGUGGAGCAGCAGGACUUUGACAAGUCCUCCACCAUCCCCCGCAACAGUGACAUCAGCCAGUCCUACCGCCGCAUGUUCCAGGCCAAGCGGCCCGCCUCCACCGCCGGCCUGCCCUCCACCGGUGGCCCCGUCAUCAUCACCCCGGGCACCGCCACCAUCCGCCGCACCCCCUCCACCAAGCCCUCUGCCCGCCGCGCCGGCGCCCCCGGGGGCGGGCCCAUCCCCAUCCGCACGCCCGUCAUCCCCGUCAUGAUCCCCACCGUCCCCGACCUGCCGGGCCUCCACACUGGAGGACCGGAGCUGGGGGCGGCGUUUGAGGAGGCCCAGAGCCCAGACUCGCCCACCCUGGCCGGGGAGGAGCACCUGGGCGUCCUCCCCGUGGCCUCCUGGAGCGGACAGGCCUCCACCAACCCCCCCGUGACCCCCCAGGUGGGGCAGGAGGAGCUGGAGGGGUACCUGGAGGAGGAGGCCCAGGGGGGCAGCAUGCUGCUGGCGAUCAGGCGCGGCGUGAGGCUGAAGAGGACCCAGACCAACGACCGCUCAGCCCCACGCAUCGCCUGAGAGAACACCCCGUGCCACGCUCUGCCACCCCAGAGGACUGGCGUCUGUCUGCAGAACACCCUGUAACACUGUUAUUGGCUCCCUGUGUAUAGUAUUCUAUCCUGUUUAGUCAGCUGUUGUAAAGGUAGAGCAGCCGGUAUUAAUGGCACACAUGACUGCUGGUACUGGUGUGUGUGUGUUCAAACUGUCCAUCCUAACUGUCCAAUCCCGAGUCUGAGAAGGCUUGAACAGACCAUUCAAAAGGAGAGAGAGCUCUCUUAAGUGCCCAGACACGGGACAGAAAUGGUCCUACGCCCAAUCAGGAGGACGGAAAUGGUCCCACGAGGGCCCAAUCACAGGACAGAGCGGGCUUCCUUGGAGAGACAGUUCUCAAACUGCUCAGAGAACAGACAGGGCUCUCUAACAGCCCAAUCAGACGACAGAGGGGUGUGGUUCCAAUAGCUGCAGUGUGUGGGACUCCUCCCCUCAGGGAAGCUACAUGCUGGUCACACUAGACUAGAGUACCACAAGCACAGAGAUGCAGAUCUCAACAUGAGACACGGGGGAAACAAUGAAUCAUCUUAAGUUCGGUUUAGAGUGCAGUAGGCUGUAUAAAUGAUCACGCAAGGCGUCUCCUCGGUUGCCAUGGCGUUAGUUCACGCCCCCUUUAACCCACCACUCCCCCUCCUUGCUUGCUCCAAGGUGCCGAAUUACUUCAAGUAAGCUUUCAGAACGACUGAGUGGAAACUUCACGUAAUGAUGCGUUGCAUUUUGUUCCUCGAUCUGUAUUUAGUUACCCAGUCUGUUGGGGUGUAAACUUAUUUAGUGUUGUGGUUCCCAUACUAUCUGCUCUGCAACACUUGCUUUGUAGCAUGCAUUAUGAUUCAGUAUUAGAAAUCUAUUUGAAUAUAGCCUUUAUUAGCCUGUCCAGUGCUAAACAAUUCUGCUGGUAACAGCCAACUAUGUACAUUUCCAACAGACGAACGGUUGUGCCAUGGUGAAGCUGAAUAUUGUAUGCUAAUUAUAGGAGGAGGAUGAAGGGUUAUCACAUUGGGGGAAUCGUGAAUUGUGUUUAAAGUGAAACGUGUUAUAACUUCAAUUUAAAGGUUGCAUUUGAUUAUGCCUUUUUGCUAUUCAAGUGUCAUUUUCUGUUGCGCUCAUCAACCAAGUGAAACGCAUGGUGCAGCCUUACCUCCGUGAACUGCUUAUUUCACAGUGGCUUGUCCUACUAGAGGCGAAAAAAAGCCCAGUGUUUAUCAACUUCUCUCGGUGGAGGUGAUCCGUGUAUAGCGAAGAUCUGGACACCCUGGUCCCGCGAAAGCACUGAGUCCUGUUGGCAGACACAAUAGACUGUAAAUAAAACUGAAGACCAGGAACUCACAAUGCUAACUUAUUCUGUCCUCGGCCCUCUAUUUUUAUACCUGAUAACAGAGUAUGUUUAGUUCUUGUCCCUAUGCAUGUGCCCUCAUAUAAGGUUGUAUAUUAGUUUCUAUAUUCUGGUAUUUUCUCGGUUCUCUCGUUGGUUGUCCGCAGCUCCACUGUGAAAAGCGGGCAAACGGGCUGACGUAAGCUCCUGCCACCGUGCCCUCUGGUCAGUGUCAGAUGUUGAAACAGUUUCUUUCGUCGUUUCUUUUGUGUUGGCUUGUUUCAAAAUCCUUUUGUGUCCCAACUUGUCACUUCCGAAUUCAAAGCAGGCUAGUAUUCUCACCACCAGACUCGCGGAUGCUGUCUGCAUAUGAUGCUAAACUAUAUUUACUUAUUUUACCUUCGGCUAUUGAUAGCACACGUAUCGUAACUGUGUCAGAUGUCUACUCUGACUUACAUUAUUCUAUUUAAUUACAAGAGCAUAUCUAGAUUUUUUUAAGUUGCCAAAAAUGUAUGUGUAAAACGAUUCUAAUAGUUUGAAGAGAGUUUGUGUUUUUGCGUAUGGUAUAGAAAAGUGUAGCCUACUAAAAUCUUAGUUAGAAGUAUAUACGAAGGGUGAUCCUCGGUCCUUGUACUUGUAUUACGUCUGUAAUGUUUCUCUGCUUUGGCAUAUAAUAAAUGAGAAAAGGUUGA
Molecule: messenger RNA, 4862 nt
Organism: Hypomesus transpacificus
Lineage: Eukaryota; Metazoa; Chordata; Actinopteri; Osmeriformes; Osmeridae
Gene: mtss2b
Product: MTSS I-BAR domain containing 2b
Exons: 15
Coding region: 486-2825 (779 amino acids)
Biological process (GO): adherens junction maintenance; plasma membrane organization; positive regulation of actin filament bundle assembly
Cellular component (GO): cytoplasmic side of plasma membrane; actin cytoskeleton
Molecular function (GO): actin binding; phospholipid binding
Source: RefSeq, a predicted model, not a curated record